CUGCAGUUUGUGUACAUGUCAAAUCACACGUGACAUUCAUCAUCCAAUCUCCAAUCGACAAGCCAUUCACCCCUUGGCUUCGGCGGGAACAGCCGGAUACAAUACUGACUGCGUGUUAUCACAACAAAACACUCGUCCAAGACAGCUAGCAUGGCUGCUGCGGGGAAACGAAAACGAAUAAGUCAUCUCAAAGCACACACUUCAGAUAACGCUGGGGUUGCUCAGUCUUCGGGUACUCACGAGGCGCACGUGCCCAGGGAUGGAUCUGCUGAGAACUUCGUGGAGGGGUCUAUUCUGCGCAUCACCAUGGAGAACUUUCUAACCUACGAUCAUACGGUUGUGUAUCCUGGACCAAACCUGAACAUGAUUGUGGGUGCCAACGGAACGGGCAAGUCUAGCAUCGUGUGUGCCAUAUGUCUGGGCCUCGCGGGCAAGACGGCCAUUCUGGGCAGAGGAGACAAGGUUGGGCUGUACGUGAAGCGAGGCUGCACUAAAGGAUCCAUCCAGAUUGAGCUGUACAAGGAGGGAGGGAACCUGCUGAUCCAGAGGGAGAUCUUUGUGGAGAACAACCAGUCUGUGUGGAUGCUGCAUGGGAAGCACUCGAGCCAGAAGGCCGUGGAGGAGGAGGUGAAGGCGCUACACAUUCAAGUGGGAAACCUCUGCCAGUUCCUGCCUCAGGAGAAGGUCGGGGAGUUUGCUAAGAUGAGCAACAUCGAGCUGCUGGAGGCUACAGAGAAGUCUGUAGGCCCGCCGGAGAUGUACGAGUUCCACUGUAAACUCAAGUCCUUCCGCACCCGCGAGAGGGAGAUGGAGAACGUGGUGAAGGAGAAGACCAGCUUCCUGGAGAAAGCCCGCCAGAGGAACGAGAGGAACAAACACGACGUGGAACGCUUCUACGAGAAGAAGAGGCACCUGGACAUGAUCAAGAUGCUGGAGAGGAAGAAGCCUUGGGUGGAGUACGAGGAGCUGCGUACAGAGCUGGAGGGGGUGAAGAAGGAGCGCGAGGAUGCCAAGCAGAAGCUGCGGAGCCUGAAGGAGCAGCAGGCUCCCAUGCUGAGGAAGGUCCAGAACAUCGACAGCCGGCUCAAACCCAUCGAGAACCAGAUGAAGGAGAAGACCGCCGGCAUCAGAGACGCGUCUCAGAAGUGUAAAGCAAAGCAGGAUCAGCUGGACUUGAAGCACAAAGAGAUAGAAGAUAUCAAACAGGCCCUGAGCCUGAAGCAGACAGUGGAGGCAGACAGGCAGAAGCGCAUCAACAACACACGGCGCAUGAUCGAGGGCCUGAAGGAGGAGCUAGCGAGCGCGGGGGAGCAGCCGGACGUGGGCCCCCGGCUGGAGGAGGUGAACGCAGAGCUGAGGAGGAUCCAGGAGGAGAGGGCCAAAAUGGAGGGAGAGAAGGCAGACCUGCGUAGGGAGAAGGACAGCCUGAACGGAGAGUAUAGAUUGUUGACGAACAAGCUGCGCACCGUGGAGGACAUGAUGAACAGGAAGGAGGAGAAGCUCCGGGGAAGGUCCAGAGACACCCACACCGCCAUUCAGUGGCUGAGGGAGAACAAGGCUCUCUUCACCGGCAACGUCUAUGAGCCCAUGAUGCUGGUGAUUAAUGUAAGAGACAACCGCUUUGCCAAGUACGUUGAGAACCACAUCUCCUUCAACGACCUGCGAGCUUUUGUCUUCCAGAGGAAGGACGACAUGGAGAGGUUCAUGGAGGAGGUGAGAGACAAGCAGAACCUGAGGGUGAACUCUGUAGCCGCCCCGGACCAGUCUGCAGCGUCUCGGCCGCCCUCACGCCCCAUCGAGUCCCUGAGGCACUUUGGGUUCUUCUCGUACCUACGCGAGCUGUUCGAGGCCCCAGAAGAGGUGAUGAGCUACCUGGUCAACCAGUACCGGGUGCACGACGUUCCCGUGGGAACCGAACAGACCAAAGCCAUGAUUAAAACGGUGAUCGAGGAGCCGUACCUGAAGAUGCUCUACACGGCAGAGGAGAGAUACACGGUGAAGAAGUCCCUGUACUCCAACAAGACCAGCACCAGCAACUCAGCCGUGCGGCCCUCGCAGUACCUCACAAUCGCCGUGGACGCAGAGGAGAAACGCAAGCUGGAGGAGCAGAUCAAGGUGUGUGAGUCCAGCAUGCAGGCCAUCGACGCCCAGAUGAGCGCCAUGCAGAAGCGCGCGGACACGCUGGAUCGCCGUGACAACGAACUGCGGGUGCAGAAGAAGGAGCUGACGGACCUGAAGGGCAAAAAGAGACAGCUGGAGCAGAAGAUCAGCACCAAGCAGGACAGUCUGAGGCAGAUGGAGCAGGGGGGGGUAGAUCUCCAGAAGAUUGAGCAGGAGACCCAGGACAUGAUCUCUGCCGUCAACAAACAGAAGGUUGCCAUAGUGACAGAGUUCAUGACCCACAUGAAGGCGCGGGCAAGGCUGAGCCAGGAGAAGGUGUUCCUGUGCCUGGAGACUGUGGGUCUGAUGGCUGAGAAGACCAAGCUGGAGACCGACUGCAGGGAGGGAUCUGCAGAGCUGCGGGCCAUGGAGCAAGCGUGUGGGCAGUUGGAGCAGAGGAAGGCUCGUCUGUUGGAGCGAUGCAAGGCUCUGAUGAGGAGGGCCAGGGAGAUCUGCAACAUGGACCCUGGUCAGACCGUGGUUCCCCCAGAGCUUCACACGGCCUUCAGCCAGCUGCCCAAGACCCUGGAUGAGAUCGACGCCAUGCUGAAUGAGGAGCGCUCCAGGGCAGACUGCUUCACUGGCCUCAGCGAGAACGUGGUGGAUGAGUACAACAAGAGAGAGCAGGAGAUCAGGACUCUGGAGGCAGAGCUGACCGAGACCAGCAGCUCCCUGGACACCUACAGAAAGACCAUCUCAGAGGCGAAGGAGCGCUGGCUGAACCCUCUGAAGCAGCUGGUGGAGCAGAUCAACGAGAGGUUCAGUGAUUUCUUCCGUUCCAUGCAGUGUGCUGGGGAGGUGGACCUGCACUCUGAGAACGAGGAGGAGUAUGAUAAGUACGGGAUCCGUAUCAGGGUGAAGUUCCGCAGCAGGACCCAGUUGCAUGAGCUGACUGCCCACCACCAGAGCGGAGGAGAGCGCAGCGUGGCCACCAUGCUGUACCUCAUGGCUCUGCAGGACCUCAACCGCUGCCCCUUCAGGGUGGUGGACGAGAUCAACCAGGGUAUGGAUCCUGUGAACGAGAGGAGAGUGUUUGAUAUUGUGGUGCGGACGGCAUGCAGAGGAACCACCUCACAGUACUUCUUUAUCACGCCAAAGCUCCUCCAGAACUUGAAGUAUGCAGAUGAGAUGACCAUCCUGACCGUGUACAACGGCCCUCGGAUGCUCCCUCCUAACAAAUACGACCACAGAGCCUUCAUCAGACGGGCGCUCCGCCGCAAACAGUCCAACGCCUGACCCCUAACCCCUGACCCUCCAGACCGCCACAACAGUGGCAGCAGAUCUGCCUCCUAUUCUGCACACUCUCCAAUGAGACCACAGUCGAACUUCCUCAAACAGUUCAGACACAAGAAGUGACAGUUGGUACAAAAUCUUUCCGUCUUUAUGGAGUUACAGUUGUUUAUCCUUUUCUGUUAGCUUUUUGUUUCUUUUACAUAAUUUGAAUUCUGCUCAAAUUAAAAUUUGAAUAUAGUGUUUUGUUAUUAAAAAAGGGCACCUCAAUUUGCUCUAGUUUUCUAUGUGCACUUUAAAAUAAACGAUUGUCAUUUGUUUUGGACCUCAAAUAUGUUUAUUGUAAGUUUCGUUCAAUUUGAUGUUCUCAUAAAUUUGAGUACAUUUCAGGAACAUUUCAGGAACAUGUCUCAAAUGCCUCCCGAAUCCGUAUCUCUGUGUCCCCACGAUUACCAACAGUCUUGAGAUAAACAAUCAGGCGGAGACACCGACACGAAGUACAGUACCCUAUUGGGCAAUACAAACAACCUAUUACCCAAGCAGCUUAGUGAAAUGACUUACUGCUGUUUUGGUGCAUCGUGUCCCUUCUCCGAAAGUAAACAUGGUGGCAGGUGACAAAAGAUAAAAGUUACGAGUUGGCAAUUCAAAUUCGUUGAUUUCCAAAUAAUGCAUGUGCAUCUUAUCCCUCACGAUCUGUGGACCAGUCGGU
Messenger RNA from Hypomesus transpacificus, 4099 nucleotides. It is a transcript of the gene smc5, whose product is annotated as structural maintenance of chromosomes 5. The transcript is spliced from 24 exons. NCBI's taxonomy places the organism in Eukaryota, Metazoa, Chordata, Actinopteri, Osmeriformes, Osmeridae. The coding region runs from base 151 to 3396 and encodes 1081 amino acids. Gene Ontology annotation, cellular component: Smc5-Smc6 complex. The record is from RefSeq and is a predicted model, not a curated record. Gene Ontology annotation, molecular function: ATP binding; ATP hydrolysis activity. Gene Ontology annotation, biological process: double-strand break repair via homologous recombination.